This is a messenger RNA of Maniola jurtina (meadow brown), 2556 nucleotides long. It is a transcript of the gene Ns3, whose product is annotated as large subunit GTPase 1 homolog. The transcript is spliced from 10 exons. Gene Ontology annotation, biological process: ribosomal subunit export from nucleus. The record is from RefSeq and is a predicted model, not a curated record. The coding region runs from base 112 to 2115 and encodes 667 amino acids. Gene Ontology annotation, molecular function: GTP binding; GTPase activity. Lineage: Eukaryota; Metazoa; Arthropoda; Insecta; Lepidoptera; Nymphalidae. Gene Ontology annotation, cellular component: cytosol.
AUCACAUGUUGUUUUGGUUUUCGUCGGUGGUUUUAGUUAUCCACGUUCAAUACCGAUAUUAUCUUCUUAAUACUGUAAAAUAUUGUGUAAAAUUACAUUGUACGAGUCUCAAUGGGAAAAAAGAAUAAAGACACACUCGGACGAGCGCUCAUUAAAGAUAGAUUUGCUAAAAAUCGCAAUCGAAGACAUGUAGGAGAUAAUACCCUGCUUCACACAACUGAAGUUAAUGACGGUUUUGACUGGGGCCGUCUAAACCUACAAUCAGUGACAGCAGAGUCAUCUCUCCAAGAGUUCCUCUCCACAGCUGACUUAGCUAAUAGAGAGUUCAUAGCAGAGAAACUAAAUAUCAAAUAUGUAAAUACUGCACCAUGUGAGGUUGAUAUUGUCACAUCACAGCCAGAUUUUGAUGAACCUCUCACUGUUCCAAGAAGACCAGCCUGGAAACCAGGUAUUACAGCAGAAGAGCAAUUGGCUAGAGAAAGAGAUGCUUUCUUAAACUGGAGGCGACAUUUAAAUGAACUGCAAGCCAAGCUCGGGGCUGCUGUUACACCUUACGAGAGGAACCUGGAGCUUUGGAAACAGUUGUGGAGAACUUUGGAGAAAUCUGAUGUGGUGCUGCUUUUGUUGGAUGCUAGGAAUCCUCUAUUGUUCAGAUGUAGCGACUUGGAAAAAUAUGCAGCUGAGCAAAAAUGUAAAUGCAUACUCUUGUUAAACAAGGCUGAUUUAACUACUGAAUAUCUGCGCAAAUGUUGGGCUGAAUACUUUAAUAAAGAGAACAUUCCCAUAAUCUUCUUCUCAGCUGUAAAAAGUACAGCUAGCAAAGAAAGAAAGAUAUCCGAAGAAGAAUCAAUUAAAUCAGAAGAACAAGAUAACGAUGACUCAGGCGCAGAAAUGGGCGAUUCUGAAGACGAAAGCGAUGUUGAAAAUCCAAACGCACUAAAUGACACACAAGAUGACAUAGAACUGUUCAAAAGACAGCUUGGAGACUUGGAUAAAGCUGUAAAUAAUACUGCUAAUAAAAUAGACGCUAUACAACAGGCAUUAGAUAAAGUUCUAGAAAGUUUACGAUUAGGUAGACCAAUAGAACCAUUUCAAACUAAUACUGACAUAGUUACAGAAAAUGGUGAACAAGAAGAAAAUGUAGUUACAAAUGAUAACACAUUUGAAAACCAAGGUACAGAGGGUGAAAACGUAGUUACAGAAGAAUCUAUUAGUAAUACAGCAGAAAAUAAAGAAAGAGUUCAAAAUUCACACGAGAUUUUUGACAGAGACCAGUUGUUACAAGUACUCAAAGAACAGAAGGUGGUCAAAUUGAAGAAUCCGCCAAGAAUAACUGUGGGAAUGAUUGGAUAUCCUAAUGUAGGAAAAUCUAGUUCUGUCAAUAUUUUAAUGCAGACUAAAAAGGUCAGUGUAAGUUCAAUGCCGGGUCACACGCGGCACAUCCAGUCGCUGAUAUUGGAUGAAGAUGUGGAACUGUUGGACUGCCCUGGCUUGGUGUUGCCCGCCUAUGCAGUGGCUCCUGAUCUACUGUUGACUGCUGUUCUGCCCAUUGACCAGAUGCGUGCUCACGAGGCAGCCAUGGCGCGACUGUGUGAGCUAGUGGGUCGACAUACUUUCGAGAAGAAAUACGGACUCUUGUUACCUGAGUAUGAGGGCAGCGAGCUAGAGUACAAGAAGAUACUUACUGCGCAUGCGUUUAACAGAGGCUUCAUGACGGCAGCCGGCCAACCGGACCAGUCCCGCUCCGCUCGCCUCCUGCUUAAGGACGCAGCGAGCGGCCGCUUGCAGUGGGAGAAGCUGCCGCCGGGAGUCGAACCCGCGCCCAUCGACCAGCUCAUACAGGAGAAGAAGAACGACGCGCGGAAACCCACGCCCAGGGAAACUAGAGCUGUAGAGGGAUGGUUGAACAAGUCUACAGAAAUUGACAACACGUUUUUCGCAUUGAAUAAAAGCACUGCGCAUGUCAAAGGGAAACCAAUGUUAGGGAUGUCAAGUGCGCAAGCGGCGGGCAACCCAGGCAUUCUCGGAAAACCCUGGAAACAAGAAAAGAAACACGCGAACAAAAAUAAAAGAGAAAAACUCAGAAGAGUUUACGCUCAUUUAGAUGAACACUAAUAUUAAGAAUUUAUCUGUGUAAAAUAUUAUGGACUUUUUAAGAACAUCUGUUUCGCAAUAAAAGUACGUGUGAAACAACUAAAAAUAUCAGCGGAAAAACCGCGUCUACAUCAAUAAAAAUUUACGUUGUGCGUCAUGUUCGGGGAAAAAUAUUCUGUUGAAGCACAAAUUUUCGUCAAUGUACUCGUUUUUACGUAGAAAUACAUUCCAAUUUACGGCAAAAAAACAUGCAACGUUCAAGACACCACACUUUUAUUGAUGUGGACGCAACGUUGAAUUAAAUUAAAACCUGUACCUACCUACCUACUAAUUUAAUUUAGUCAUCAAACACACUUACAGAUACACUACAGUUUGGUAAAAUUAUAAAGAUACAUAAUAGUCCGACGGCUUUGAUCUCGUGGUAACGGCAAUCUUUCAACAUAGGCCCCUAACUACGUAGGC